Messenger RNA from Manduca sexta (tobacco hornworm), 3294 nucleotides. RefSeq names its product gustatory receptor for sugar taste 64f. The record is from RefSeq and is a predicted model, not a curated record. Bases 125 to 1111 code for a protein of 328 amino acids. The transcript is spliced from 13 exons. Gene Ontology annotation, biological process: sensory perception of sweet taste; detection of chemical stimulus involved in sensory perception of taste. Lineage: Eukaryota; Metazoa; Arthropoda; Insecta; Lepidoptera; Sphingidae. Gene Ontology annotation, molecular function: sweet taste receptor activity. Gene Ontology annotation, cellular component: membrane.
AACAUGUGGUCAGAAAACACAAAGUCAACAAAUUAAUGUCACCAAAAUCUACGCAAAAAACAAAGUAUCAGACUUAAAGAAUACAAAUGAGGACGGGAAUCAGUUCUUAUCCUUCCAAGAAGCUAUGAAAAUAAUGUUGAUAUACGGACAAUGUUUGGGACUUCUUCCUGUUUCCGGAAUUUUUGAAAAAGACGUAACAAAGAUGCGAUACCGCUGGUUCACAUGGAAAGUUUUUUACAGCUUGGCUAUAGGUUUUUUACAAGGGACCGCUGCUAUUUUGUGUGUUGAAAAUAUAAUAAACCUAACCUUUACUAUCAGAGGACUAGCGCACAUUUUCUUUUACCUCAUCACUUGCAGCUGUACGUUCAUGUUUCUUCGAGUCGCCGUUAAAUGGCCGUCUUUAAUGAAAGAACUUUAUAAUUGCGGUCUUCAGUACUACAUUGACCCUAAGACAAAAUCGAAGUGUCACUGGGCUUGUUAUUUCAUACUAUUUCUCGCUAUAUAUAUAUUUAUUAUUUGUAUAAGCAUCUACUUGAGCUCUAUAUUAAAUUCGAUUAUAAAAAAAAUUGACUCAGUUUAUAAGAAUAAUUACCUUCCACCGUCCUUCUGGCGCAGUUUACGCGAAGAUUACAAUCGAGCUACACAAUUGGUCCGAUCGUUUGAUGACAGCAUUAGCGGCGUCGUCUUCAUAUCCUAUGCCAAUAAUAUGUUUUUUAUAUGCCUCCAACUUUAUUAUAGUUUGGGCAAUGGUUUGAAAGGAAGACAGAACUAUUUCAGGACCGCUUGUCCAAACUAUCCAAGUGGACCGUUCGGAGGUUACGAAGCUUCAAUCUACUUGAUAUAUACUGUUGCAUUCAUAUUUUCAAAAUUUCUUGCUGUCUCGCUCAUCACCUCUGACGUGCACACUUCUUCGAUGAAAGCAGCACCUGCACUGUAUAAUAUAGCUUCAUCUAUGUAUUGUGAAGAGAUACAAAGGUUCCUCGAUCAAGUUCAUAGCGAUACUGUUGCAUUAAGUGGUUUCCAAUUCUUUUACGUCACCAGGGAAAUAAUUUUGUCCGUUGUAGGAACGAUAGUUACCUACGAGCUGGUGAUGUUACAGUUUGGCAGCUAGAGUAACAACUAAUUGAAGGACUCCGCUACACUACAAGAUUUGAUCUAAGUUUUCUCAUUAACGUUUCAACUUAACACAAUAUGUGACUUGAAUGUCUACGAGGAUUCCAAGAUUGGUAUAGAGUUUGCGUGAGGACAUGAUUUUGAUAAUUUAAUACCGUUUAUGCAUUUGUGGCUAUUUUUGUCCUAUUCAAAUAUCGCGUAUGCAUCAGCUAAUGUACUUUUGCACAGAAUCUGCUUAUCGAUAUUGACAGGCAAUCCUUGUACUUAUUUGUUUUCGGAAUUGCUAACUUAUUAAUAAUAUUAAUAUAGACUUAUUUAACUAAAUUAUUAAAGAUUAUGCUUUUUCUAACAUACUAUCUAAUAAUGGAAAUAUGCUGACAUUAAUUACACCGUUUGUAAAAAAAACACCGAAAUUUGAGUGUUAAUGUGUUUCAAGAUUUGAAAUUACACGAUUUAUCUUUGCUUUGUGUUUUAUUUUAUUAUUUUGAAUUUGAUCUGAGUUUGACUACAUUGAAUGGAAAUUUAAAAAAAAAAAUGUGUUUCGGAAACCACUUUUUACUAGAGAGAAACGGAUAAGAAACUUGUUAAAAAUAUGUGUAAAAAUAUUAUAAUAUUGCAAAGAUUUGAAUUUAUGUUUCUUGCAUCAUAAACUCCGAUUAAUCUUAGAUAACUGUAUGGUACGAAAUCAUAAAGAAAUAUGUACUUUGCAUUAUUGUUUGUGGAUUUACAUAUUGUCUCAGGGGCCGAGUUUUUAUCAUCAUUCACGACAGUUCAAGAAGACCCAUGCGGUUUAGUAUGCGUGGACCUCCCACCAGAGGAUACGGAACCAGUUUGUAUGAUGUUCAGUAGAUACAAGAAGGGCUACCAGUUCUUUGUGAAUGAAUGUCAAGCGCGGCGAGCAGUUUGCAGGGAGAAGUUGUUAUUACAUAUGGUCCACCCAAGCCGAUGUAUGAAAACGAAUCAAUUUUUCAUGCCGAUAAGUUAAUCAUGGAAAUGGAACUCUAGAUUUGAUGUUCUACCCACGCAUAUCCCAUGGGCAACAGCGGUUCACCAUGUUUUUUAAAUUGUCUCGUUUGUUUAUCCUUGUGGGAAGCUGUUUUAAUUAUGAUAACCUGUCGCUUGGUGUUUUUUAUUUUAAGGUGGCAACAACAGUGUUUCAUAUUAUGACCGUGCUAGGCACUUGAUAGGGAAAAAUAUUCUUUAUACUAAGUAAGAGGCUCAUCCUAGACACUAGACAGUUCCGACACCGACCAACACCAUCGCAUGCCAUGGACGGACCGUUUACAGUAGUCGGCGAGAAUAUUUUGCUGGUGCCGUUACGAUCCGUGCAUGACACGCGACGUUACCAAACUGGGGCCUUAUUCUCUAUCCCGCACGUUUUUUUGACAGUGCGUAACAAGCAUGUAACACAACGCACUUACACUUACACUUUCAUACAGAAUAAGGGCCCUGGUGCGCGCAGGAUACGAAACGGAAAGCUACGAUAUCAAUACUUUCUAGUGGGCAUAGAAGUCCGUGUUGUAUUUUCUUUCCAUGCUUGUUACAUCACGACAUGGUCAAACAAUUUCGUCACAAUGUAGUAUAAUCCGGUUAUGUGGGCAGACUCCUUUAAAAUGUAUACCUAGUUGUAUAGGUUCUCGUAUUCUGAAUUUAUAAUGGUUUAUGUAAUUUAUCAUAGACAUGAAACAUGCGGGAAUGGCUAGGUAUGGGAUGUUCUAUAAAUUAGAGCAUUUGGGUCCAGUUAGGGGACCAAAAAAAUACAACGUCUUAGUAGUUUUAAUUUGUUUUGGUCUACAAAGAACUUACCAGGUGAAGUGUUUUAAUUUUUCGUGCGAGGAUUUAUUAAAUAUGUUAGUUGAAUAUGACAGCCCGAAAAUGAACUUGUCUUUUAAAAUCAAACAUGAAUGAUUUUAUAUGAAUUUACACUGAUAAACAAUUGCUCAUUUAUUAUGCAAAAUGUACUCAAAGGGCAAUGAAUACAGUUUAAAAUGCUUUCUUUAAUGUUACUAGUUAAAAUUUAUAAUAAAGCGAGUAAGAUAAAAGGCCCAGUUUUUGCAGCCGCGCCACGUUUCCUACAUCGGCGUUACGAGGCGUCAUCUCGGUACGUGCCCAAACAACUCUAAUUAUAACCUUGGCAAUAUAACCAGACUAAUUAAACAAUUUCGUAGUAUUUUUAUGAAA